Molecule: messenger RNA, 1126 nt
Organism: Papilio xuthus (Asian swallowtail)
Lineage: Eukaryota; Metazoa; Arthropoda; Insecta; Lepidoptera; Papilionidae
Product: macrophage mannose receptor 1-like
Exons: 5
Coding region: 41-1003 (320 amino acids)
Source: RefSeq, a predicted model, not a curated record
UAUUUCUACAUAUUUUUAUUAGGUAGUCGUAUUCUUAAACAUGACAAGUUUUAAAUGUGUAGUGGUAUUUUUAUUUUGUUUUACAAUAACAAAUAUAUUCAGUCAGAUAAGUGGAAAUUUCUUCCGGGAAGAUUAUAAAUUUAUAGAAGAUAAUCGCAGUUUUUAUAAGAUCCAUACUAUAAGUAGAACAUGGAAAGAAGCAAGGAAGAUGUGUGAAUUGGAAGGAGCGACUCUGUUCUAUCCUGAGGACCAAUACGAGGUUGAAUCGAUUACUAAUUACUGGAAUGAAACUCAUUCAUUUAAUGUUAUAUACAUUGGAGUUUCGGAUUUAGUGGCCAAGGAAGUCUAUGCAACUGUAGAUGGAGUUUCAGUAAAGGAUGUUUAUAAUAACUGGGCUCAAGGCGAGCCUAACAACAGCGAUGGUAACGAACACUGCUUGACCAUGGCUCUCAAUGGUAGACUCUACGAUGAUGGAUGUGACAAAAAAUACAACUUUAUAUGCAAGAAAACCCAAGCUACUAUAAAAUGGAAUGAUUACUGUAACGUACCCGAUUUAGAAUACCGAUAUAGUGAUGAAACAUCCCGCUGCUACAAGCUUCAUUCGACUCCCGCAAAUUGGACCGAAGCAGCGCUAGUGUGCGACAUCGAACAUUCGUACUUGGCUGUAAUAAAUAGCGAAGUCGAAGCACAGCAUUUAGCAAUGUUAAUUGGUGAUGCAUUCAGUACCAAUGACAUUACUCCAAAUGCGUGCAGUUCUAUCGCUUUAGGAUUUAGUAAGAAAGACAAAACGGGCUGGAAAACUGUAUUAGGUGAAUACAUAGAAACAAGCGGAUACAAACAAUGGGCUGAAAAUGAACCAGAUAAUGAAAACGAGAAUAAGGAGUGCGGUGCUAUGGACUACAAUGGCUCACUGACAAGCAUCAGCUGUGAUGCAAAAUGUUAUUUUAUCUGUGAACAUGAGAACGAGUUGCUUGGUUACGUGGAUGAUCGGUUUAGCGGUUAGAUCUUAUUGGGUAUUACUUUCAUUCCCUUAACUCAUACCCUUAUAUUUUUGUACAUUUGUUUUUGCACUAGACACAGAUUACGUUACAUAAUUCAAUAUGUAUGUUAUAUAAAAGAAAACAUA